CGGCGGCGGCGGCGUCACGUGACGCCGGGCGGCGGUGGAGGCUACGCGCGCGGCGGGGCCCGGCGCGCGCCUCCCGCCGGCUGCGCCCCCCCCCCCCCCCCCAGGCGAGGGGCGCGCGCUGCAGCGGCUGCCCCGUCAUGGCUUGUGGCACCCUCCUGCGCCUCGCCCUCUCUAUUAGUGCCCUCUGCGCGGCUUGUGGUGCUGCUUUCCUCUACCACGACUACUGCGUGCUGGGGGCCGGCCCCUCAGGCCUGCAGGCAGCCUACUUCCUCCAGCGGGCCGGCCGCGACUACCUCGUCUUCGAGCGCAGCCACGCGCCUGGCAGCUUCUUCGCCAUCUACCCCCGGCACCGCAAGCUGAUCAGCAUCAACAAGCGGUACACGGGCAAGUCGAACGGCGAGUUUAACCUCCGCCACGACUGGAACUCGCUCCUCAGCCACGACCCCCGGCUGCUCUUCCGCCGCUACUCCCGCCAGUUCUUCCCCCAUGCCGAUGCGAUGGUGCGGUACCUAGAGGACUUCGCCGCCCUGCUGGAGCUGCGGGUUCAGUACAACACGGCCAUUGUCCACGUCACGCUGGACAAGGAUCCGCGGGCCUGGAACGGCCACUACUUUGUCCUGACGGACCAGAACAGGCAGAACUACAAAUGCAGCUCUUUGUUGGUUGCCACUGGCACGUGGGUCCCCAACGUGGUAAACUUCCCUGGCUCAGAGUACGUGGAGGGUUACGAGACGGUGUCCAUCAACCCGGAGGAUUUUGCUGGCCAAACCGUGCUGAUCUUGGGCCGAGGAAACUCGGCCUUUGAGACGGCAGAGAACAUUCUGGGCGUCACGAAUUUCAUCCACAUGGUGAGCCGGUCCCGCGUGCGCCUCUCCUGGGCCACGCACUACGUCGGGGAUCUGAGAGCAAUUAACAACGGCCUGCUGGAUACGUACCAGCUGAAAUCUCUGGAUGGGCUUCUGGAGGGGGACCUGGAAGAUCUGGCCAUCGUCAAGGACAAGAAAGGGAAGCUGCACAUCACGCUCCGGUUCUACCUGGAGAACAGGAACACGAGUGCAGGCAUCGACUCCGUCACCCUCCCCCAGGACGAGCUGGAUAAUUUUGCUACCCGCGCGCCUUACGACCGUGUCAUCCGCUGCCUGGGCUGGAAGUUUGACUUCUCUAUCUACAACGGAUCUCUUAGAAUGAUGCCGGGAAGAGGGAACAAAAACAAAUAUCCUCAGAUCAAACCCAGCUACGAGUCCAGAGGCACUCGGGGGCUUUUUGUUCUCGGUACCGCUAGCCACUCCAUUGACUUCAGGAAAUCCGCUGGGGGUUUCAUCCACGGCUUCCGGUACACAACUCGCGCAGUCCACCGCCUGUUGGAGAACCGUCACCACGGCGUCCCCUGGCCAUCCGCAGUCCGCCCUGUUACACAGCUGACCAAUUCCAUCAUCAAGCGGGUGAACGAGGCCUCGGGCCUCUACCAGAUGUUCGGUGUCCUGGCUGACAUCGUACUGCUGAGAGAGAAUGCCACAGCCUUUGAAUACCUGGAAGAGUACCCGGUCGGAAUCCUGGCUGAGCUGGAAACACAGGCAGGGAGGAGUGCUCCCGAGGGGCUGUUCGUCGUCGUCAUGGAGUACGGGAGGAAUUUCUCGGGGGCUGACAAGGAUGUCUUCUACUACAACCGAGCUGUGGGAGAGGCGCAGCAUGCCUGGCAGUCCAACUUCUUGCACCCUGUGGUUUACUACUACAAACGCCUCCCAACAGAGCGUGAGAUGAAAGUUCGUCCCCCAGAUUGGCCUCUCCCCCGCCCAGAUGCCAUCCAUCACAUCGUGGAGGAUUUUCUGACGGACUGGACGGCCCCAAACGCUCACAUCCUGCCGCUGAGGCGUUUCUUGGAGAACUGCCUCAGCACCGACCUGCGCAGUUUCUUCGCAGAAUCCUGUUUCCUCUUCGCCCUCACCCGCCAGAAGCUGCCUCCCUUCUGCCAGCAGGGCUACGCGAGGAUGCAAGGACUCGCGGGGAGCGAGAGGCUCCGGCGCCACGCGGUAGCAGCUGGCCUGCUGGAGGAUUUUGCUGCCGCGGACUUCUCAGGUGACAAACUCCCCGACGGGGACCAGCUGCUGAAGGACCACGUCGUACCCGUCCGCCCGCUGCAGCAUCUCGUUAACGCCAAGGACGAACUCUAACGUUUCUCACGCCGCGCGGGAACCCAGGGGUGCUGUUGUGACAGUACUGUAACAGAGAUCCCCGGCAGGACUCUCCCCUCUCCCCGCGCCUCUUCCAUCCCCAUCCCUUCUUCCAGCGUUCACGAGUUGCCAAAGACCUGCUCAGAUCUUGCUGUUGCAGAAAGGACCGACGUGCUCCCAAGGACAAGGCAGGGCCUGAAAUCCGGCGGUGCUGAGGCGCCUGCUUUGUCCUUGCAGUGCUCAGAGUUGCCUGAAGGUGGUGUUUAUAUCCUAGGCCAGCGUCUGCAGCGACAUCCAGGGGUC
This is a messenger RNA of Cygnus olor (mute swan), 2474 nucleotides long. RefSeq names its product FAD dependent oxidoreductase domain containing 2 (gene FOXRED2). Lineage: Eukaryota; Metazoa; Chordata; Aves; Anseriformes; Anatidae. The transcript is spliced from 9 exons. The coding region runs from base 138 to 2171 and encodes 677 amino acids. Gene Ontology annotation, molecular function: flavin adenine dinucleotide binding; monooxygenase activity. The record is from RefSeq and is a predicted model, not a curated record.